Messenger RNA from Caretta caretta (loggerhead turtle), 1820 nucleotides. Its product is annotated as THAP domain-containing protein 6. The record is from RefSeq and is a predicted model, not a curated record. Lineage: Eukaryota; Metazoa; Chordata; Testudines; Cheloniidae.
CCCUUCAGCCGCUGCUCUUCGGACCUCGAGUCACGUGAUGGCGGCCGGCGGCGAUGUCUCUGCCUCCGCCGUUGCUCUGUGGGGGCAGAGUAGCGCGUCCGGACGGCGCGGGGCACUUCCGGGGCAGGCGGCAUGAAAAUUAUGGGAUAUGGAUGGCAUUAGGAAAUUCAGCACGUUGCAUGCUGGGAACUGGACCUUUGCAUCCAGAGAUCCCUGGGCAAGUCAUUUCUAUCUACAACAUAUUCUGAAAAUUUUCCAAAAGGCAACGCACCAGAUGGCAGCAUGUGGCACACUGAGGUGCCUACCUGCAGCGCACUGCACUUUGCAUCAACGCACUCUUGCACUGAAUGCAGUGACCAUCUCUGAGGGGGACUAUCAUGGUGAAAUAUUGUGCAGCAUAUAACUGCAGUAACGCAGACACAAAGUUAAAUCGGAAGCAGGGAAUAACUUUUCAUAGGUUUCCCAAGGAUAAUAAGAAAAAACAGCAGUGGGCCCAGGCAGUACAUCGGGCUGACCCCGUGAGUGGCAAACUCUGGACACCAUCUGAAUGGGACAUGAUUUGUUCUCAGCAUUUCAAUCCUGACUGCUUCAAAGAAAUUAAUGGAAAGAAAUUUUUAAAGGAAGGGAGUUGUCCUUCUAUAUUUUCCUUUCCUGACAAUUUUCAGAGAAUAGAUAAUUCUCUACGGAGAUCAAAACGUGCUGGCAUAGUUCUAGAAAAUCCUCCUCUUGAGGCAGAUCCCAGUGAGGUGCAUGUUACACCAGCCACGGUAACGAAAACAGCGAACAACCCAAAAAGAUUAUCAGAAAACUUCAGCUGUUCUCAUGAGGUAGACACCAAUGGGAUGUGUAAUACACAGGACACAGUAAUGACAGACCACCAUUACCAUAUCACAGACAGUCCAAAAACUCUGAAGAGGAAAUUGGAUGAACUUUUAGCAGAGAAUCACAAGCUCAGAAGAAAAUUAAGGAAUGCUUCUGAUCAAGAAGAGAGACUCCAUAAAAAUGUGGAAAUCUUGUUGGACAAGCUGCACUCUAAAGACAUGUUGUCGAGGGAAGUAAUGUGAUUGCUAGAUCUGUGCAAAGGGCAUGGGCUGAAUGACAGAUCUUCUCUCCCACUGCACCCAGCUGUUGGAUAAGAAAUGUUCACUAAUGUUUAUUGCUAUACAUGUCAUUUUUGAAUGUAUUUAUUAAAUAAAAAGACAUGUAAACACUACUGAAGUUUUCAUAUAAAAGCUAGAAACUUCAACGUUAAGAUUGGCACUUGUGGUGUUCAGGGAGCGAAUGUCAGCCUUUUCUUUUAAUCCCUGUCUCCUCUUCAUUUGUCCCACACGGGGACAAUGAAUAUAUAUACCCCAUAUAUUUUAGAUAUAUAGUUUCAUGGAGGGUGGAUGGGAGUUUUACUGUUUCUUUGUUUGUUUGUUUUUAAAGUCUUCUGUAGACAUUUACUAAGUGGACAGUAUUUAGCACCUACGUUAUUCAUUUUUGUCUUUUUCCCCCCUUCUCCAUCUUAUGUCACCUUUUCAGUGCAUUAAUUUCUAGAGAUGCAAUGGUGUCAUUGCAACAGCCAUCCACAAGUGCACUAUAAAGUCAGUUUACAUAAUGGAUUGAAAUAUAUACCCCUUUUUUUUUUUUUGAAAGCUCGGCAUUUGCAUUAACUAUCAUGUUAAAUCCUGUGAUCAUGCGUAGUAAAGGGUGUGAGGGUGUGUGGGGGGGUGUAUGGAUAGAUGCAGACUUAUUCUAGUCCAUUGUAUCAAUAUAUAUUUCUGCUGUCUAUAUAGCAUGCUAAAAUUGAACAUAUUAAAAUUUAUUACGAAAAAUAA